Molecule: messenger RNA, 1589 nt
Organism: Choloepus didactylus (southern two-toed sloth)
Lineage: Eukaryota; Metazoa; Chordata; Mammalia; Pilosa; Megalonychidae
Gene: COXFA4L2
Product: NDUFA4 mitochondrial complex associated like 2
Exons: 3
Coding region: 482-787 (101 amino acids)
Source: RefSeq, a predicted model, not a curated record
CUAGUCAGGGAGUACUGCAGAUGCCCUCACCUGCCCCUGGCUCCUCCUGAUCCCACCUGUGGGCACUUCACACAGGGGUGCUUUGCUAGAAGUCUGUCUGCCUGCCUCUUCUAUGACUGGUCCCUCCGCCCACUUCUGGAUUCUUCCUCAAUAGGUCUUGAGCAUGUGUGCAGCAUCUCCCUCCCAAGGCCCAAGGUCCCAGGUAUGAUGAUGUCUCACAGAUCAGGGUGCAGGCAUCUGGAGAAAAAUGAAGAAGUCAGAACAUCUCCUUGCCCCAACAAUUCCCCUGCUGCUUUGGGCCUGGAAUUGGGGGAGGAGGGGAGCUGGGCGGGGGUUGGGUGAGUCUGAAGAAGCUGGGUGUGCAGGGCCAGGCUGGGCUGGGCUGACCCCUCCCGGCCGGGGGGCGGGACCCUAGGAGGAGGGACCCUAGGAGGAGGGAGGGUGCAGAUCGCUGGAGAGGACCAGACACUGGAGAGGCGAUAUGGCGGGAACCAGUCUGGGGGCCCGCUUCUACCGGCAGAUUAAAAGACAUCCCGCGCUCAUCCCGAUGAUCGGUUUCAUCGGCCUGGGAAUGGGCAGCGCGGCGCUCUACCUGCUGCGGCUCGCCCUGCGCAGCCCCGACGUCUGCUGGGAUCGAAAGAAUAAUCCAGAGCCCUGGAACCGCCUGAGUCCCAAUGACCAAUAUAAGGUACCUCCCGAUGGCCCAAGGGCUACACCCCCAUGCAUCCGCUCAUACCUCGGUCCCAGGACCGACCGCUCCAGCGCCGCAGCACAGAAAGAUGCCUAGGGUGCCCGGUGCAGCCUCGUUUUCCCUCUUCUCACAGUUCCUUGCAGUUUCCACUGACUAUAAGAAGCUCAAGAAAGACCGGCCAGACUUCUAAGAUGAGCUGGAGCCCACGUUGAAUGUAAACCACGGUCCCCAGCCCACUAAUUUCUUCCACUCGCCAUCGCCAGCCGCCCCCUCACCCCCCACCUCCUUAUCCUCCAGCACCAUUCUGCCGCCCCAUUCAGGCCCCGCUUCCCCAGGCCCGGCCCGGUUCCCACGCGGAGGGGAGGCAGCUCCACCCCCACCCCUCCCGCUUGCUCUCAGCGGAAGCGCCUCUGACCCUCGGCUUGAGCCCCACGGGGAAUUGCGGGGGGUGGGAGAAGAAAAGGGAAGGAUGAAUUAGGAGGAAAGCUGCGGCGGGGGUCGACCCUAAAGGAGCUGGCCAGCCCCCCUGCCGAGCCUCGGGGGCCUUUCAGGGUGUGGCUUUGGCUACGUGUUGAGCGUGACCUACGUGAGUCAGAGUGAGCAGGGGCCUUCGAGUGCCAAGAGACGUGGCAAGCCCCACGUUAGCUGAGGCACCGGGUGCCCGCCCAGGGGCGGCGCUGCUCGGGCUCGGCGUGGCUUGUCCUGGGCCGCCCAGCCUGCGGGGAUAGGGCGCUCACCCCUGCAGUUCGCUCCUCCUCCCCCAGAAGCCCGCUGCCUUCCCGCCCACCAGUGCUCCCUCCCCCCUCGCACCUGGGCCUCCAGGCCCCUCCUUGCUCCCCUCGGUCCCCCGGGAUCAAACAGAAACAGCCGUGGGCAAAAUACAAUUUCAUUUAACAAA